Messenger RNA from Alternaria rosae, 1663 nucleotides. Its product is annotated as 5-methyltetrahydropteroyltriglutamate-homocysteine methyltransferase. The transcript is spliced from 3 exons. The coding region runs from base 162 to 1382 and encodes 406 amino acids. NCBI's taxonomy places the organism in Eukaryota, Fungi, Ascomycota, Dothideomycetes, Pleosporales, Pleosporaceae. The record is from RefSeq and is a predicted model, not a curated record. Gene Ontology annotation, molecular function: 5-methyltetrahydropteroyltriglutamate-homocysteine S-methyltransferase activity; zinc ion binding.
CAUGGAUAUAUCGGGGCUGAGAAAGGGUCCAACGGUCCUUGAUGAGCGGCGUGUGAUUGCGGGGCAAGUGGACAUGAUGAGGGGCAAAGUUUUCUUCCGUUCGAUUGCUUCGUUUUCAUUACUCGUUCUUUCCUGAGCUAUUCAUACCUAUCGCAUUGAAGAUGUCGUCACUCAAGAGAAGCCCUCCAUUCCGCGCCGAGCACGUUGGCUCAUUGCUCCGCCCCCAAGAGCUUGUGCAAAAACGCUACGAUGUUGCCUCUGGUAAAGCUAAGCCAGAGGAUCUCGUUCCUUUGGAGAACAAGUCUGUCGCGGAGGUCGUCAAGUUCCAGCAGGACUGCGGACUGAAGGUUGUGUCCAGCGGAGAGUACACUAGGCACAUGUUCUGGGGUACCUUUUUCGAAACACUUCAUGGCAUGAAGGAACUCCAGCUUGGCGUUUUGAAGGGCUACAACAAGGACAUGUUCCGCGCCUAUGCGCCGGACGUCAAGUCUUUCAUGGAAGCGAAGGAGGUGCCCAACCAUGUCACCGUCUGUGUCGACAAGAUCAAACACCCUGGCACUUCAAGCAACCAGCGUGAAGUGGACCUGAUGAAGAGCCUUUUACCCGAGAGCGAGUGGAAGAACAUCAAGAUUACUCUGAUCUCGCCAUCCUGGUACCACUUCCGUUACAUGAACGGGAGAGCAUACCCCAAGGAGGUCUAUGCGAAUGACGAGGAGUACUUUGAGGAUGUCGCAAAGGCAUACCAGGAGGAGCUUAAGAUUCUCCACUCGCAGGGUAUCAGGAACAUUCAGAUUGAUGACCCCAACCUCGCUUACUUCUGCUCCGAAGACAUGCUUGCGGGCUGGAAGGCUGACACAACAAACGAGAAAACUGCCGACGGGAUGUUUGAGGCCUAUGUCAAGUUCUACAACAAGUGUUUCGAACGUCCAGCAGACAUGCAUCUCGGCAUCCACUUGUGCCGCGGUAACUACGUAGGCAGCAGACACUUUUCUGAAGGUGCAUACGACAACAUUGCGAAGAAGAUGUUCCAGGACUUGAACGUCGACACAUACUAUUUGGAAUACGACACACCACGUGCCGGAGGAUUCGAGCCGCUAGCGCAUCUACCCAAGCACAAGAACGUCGUGCUUGGUGUAAUCACGUCAAAAUUCCCCAAGCUCGAGGACAAGGACGAAAUGAUCGCCAGGGUGAAUCAAGCCGCUGAUUGGAUUGCAAAGGGUACCGGCCAAUCGCGCGAGGACGCCAUUCAGCAAUGCUGUGUCAGUCCACAAUGCGGUUUCGCAUCACACGCGGAAGGCAAUUCGCUCGGUUACGAAGACAUGAGGAAGAAGCUGCAACUCGUCAGGAGCAUUGCCGAUGCCGUGUGGCCGGGCCAACCAUAGACGCGGGAAUAACUGAUAGGGGAGUUUUCGAGAAGGCGCAGGUACCGAGCGACAGAACGUAAGCCUUAACGCAUGCGACUAGAGCGAGCAUUGGAAGGUGUUGUGGAGUUAGCCGAAUGCCGAAUUCAACAUGGCGUUCGUACGGUGGGUGGAGUCGUAGUUGAGUCAGUUCACUCAGUGCCUCGUGGCGAAAAAGAAAAAGGCGGUUCCUGCGGCAGUGCAUCGCACCACGUGGUAUUCCGUCAUCGUUCUCGGCGAAGAAGUCGGCAAUCUACAGAAGC